AUGUCCAUCAAAACCUCCACCUCCACCCGAAAACCUCACAUUCUAAUCUCAGGCGCCAGUAUCGCCGGUCCUGUCCUAGCCUACUGGCUCCAUCGCGCCUCCAUAGCAACCACAAUCGUCGAACGAUCACCCUUCUUACGUUCCUCUGGCCAAGGAAUUGACAUUCGAGGUCCUGCCCGCGGUGUCAUAGCACGAAUGGGUCUCGAUUCUGCCAUUCGCUCAAGGGUAACCCACGAAUUGGGUUUACAAUUUGUAGAUAAGAACGGUUACCCUAGGGCUUCUUUUCCCAUGGAGCCAAAUGGAAAUUCCUUUACGAGUGAUAUUGAGAUAUUACGAGGGGAUUUAUCAGAGGUCUUUUAUGAAAGUACAAAGGAGACGUGUGAAUAUGUUUGGGAUGAUUAUAUUACUGGACUUGAAGAAAUGGAUGAAGGAGUUCUUGUUACUUUUGCAAAAGGCAAACAGAGAAUAUUUGAUUUAGUCGUCGGAGCCGACGGAUUACGUUCAAAAACUAGACGUCUUGCUAUUCCCCUCCCAAAUGACGGUAUGAAAUCACUAAAUCAAUAUUCAACAUACUUUACCAUCCCCAAACAAUCCCAAGACGAUGGAUGGGGAAAAUGGUAUAAUGCCAAUCGUGGUCGUGCGUUAUUAAUGCGUCCGGAUAAUAUCCAUCAUGGUACGACUACGCGAAUAUAUCUCAGCAUCACCGAUCCCAAUAAAAGCAGCAAAUUAGUCAAUUAUCUUAAAAUGUCACCCGAUGAACAAAAACGUGCCUGGAGAGAAGAAAUGAGUGAUAUGGGAUGGGAAAUCGAAAGAGUUCUAGAUGGAAUGGACAAAGCCCCCGAUUACUACAUGCAAGAAAUCGCACAAAUAAACCCUCCCCAAUUCUACAAAGGUAAAAUCGCCCUAGUAGGAGAUGCAGGAUAUUGUCCCUCUCCUCUCACGGGAAUGGGCACCAGUUCCGCUAUCCUAGGUGCGUAUUAUCUUGCUGGGGAACUGGGAGCUUGUGACAGGAAUUGGGAAGAGGGAUUGAAAAAGUAUGAGGAGAUUAUGAGACCGUUUAUGGAGGGUGUUCAGAAACUUCCUCCUGGGGUGCCGGGGAUUAUUACUCCUCAGACGGAGUGGGGGAUUACGGCUCUAUAUGGGGUUUUGGGGGUUUUGUCCUGGACGAGGGUGGCGAGUUUGUUUGGGGGGUGGUUUGCUGGGAGUGAGAAGGUGGAUGAUAGUUUAGAGAGUGUCACGAAUCGUGGUUUGGAUUGUGGUAGUAUUAUAGAUGCCGGGUGA
Molecule: messenger RNA, 1281 nt
Organism: Sclerotinia sclerotiorum 1980 UF-70
Lineage: Eukaryota; Fungi; Ascomycota; Leotiomycetes; Helotiales; Sclerotiniaceae
Exons: 2
Coding region: 1-1281 (426 amino acids)
Molecular function (GO): FAD binding
Source: RefSeq, a predicted model, not a curated record